Patella vulgata (common limpet) is the source of this 414-nucleotide messenger RNA. Its product is annotated as D(2) dopamine receptor A-like. The record is from RefSeq and is a predicted model, not a curated record. Lineage: Eukaryota; Metazoa; Mollusca; Gastropoda; Patellidae. Gene Ontology annotation, cellular component: membrane. Gene Ontology annotation, molecular function: G protein-coupled receptor activity; peptide binding. The transcript is spliced from 2 exons. Gene Ontology annotation, biological process: G protein-coupled receptor signaling pathway. The coding region runs from base 1 to 414 and encodes 137 amino acids.
AUGAAUUUAUCCAAUGAAGAACGUUUGCGUAAACUUAGUGAUGAGAAUGCCAUGACGCUUUUGCCCGCCAUUUUGUAUGUUGGGAUAUUAAUGGUGGUGGGAUUUCUAGGCAAUGGUCUGAAACUUGGGGCAGAACGUCGCACAACUAUAAUUGCUUUUUUGGUGACCACCGUGUUCGUGUUGAGUUAUCUACCUUAUCUAGGGAUAACUUUCUUUAACGAGGGGUAUAAUUAUGAUCUUCACGGAUCUUCCCUUGUAGCUUAUAACCUGUUCCUACGGUCCUACUUUGUGAAUUCUGCCGUUAAUCCAAUUAUUUAUGGUCUUCUCAACCUACAGUUCAGUCGAGCAGUGAAGGCUAUGUUCAAAAGACCGACUUUUGAUCGCAGAAUUUAUGAUGUCGGUGAGGAUAUAUAG